AAAUUACAAUAACCAAUGUGGUGGGAUAAAAGAAAAUAGGGGAAAAAGAACAUAAAAGAAUAAAGAUUUAGGAUUGACACGUGGUUGAAAGGUGGGACCAAGUGGAAUGAUAUUGCACAAAAAGAAACAAGUGAGUUGAGAGAGGGGGUAAGUUUCGGUGUUUUUCAUCUCUCCCACUUCCUCUUCCUCUUCUAUUUCUUUCACCUCACUCAUAUGCACCACAAACCUUCUACUCCUCAUUCCUAUUUUCUUCCUUCACUUACUUUUAUUCUUUCUUAUUUCUUAUUAUUCAACCUUCCAACCACCACCACCGCCACAUCUAAUCUAAUUCAACAUCACCAGAUGUGUGACCACCACGACUGGGUCAACUUCGCCAUGGCAGACGAUUCCAUCGUCGCAGACCUCCUCCUCCGCCUCAACCGCCGUCAACCACAGCCCUCUCUUCAACUGCACUGGACAGUUCGUCAGCGACGCUCAAGGUCCCUUCCGAAGCACGCUGCAAAACCUGAGUCCACCAGGAUUAGUCCCACCACCCCGCUUUCCUGGAACGGUGCCACGUCACCAAGCGAGGAAUCCAGUCUCCCGGCCAAAUUCGCCGAAACAUCCAAAUCUAAUACUAUGGUCGCUGAUCCAAAAGAAACAGUUACUACUACAAAGUCAAAAAGAAAAAAGACUUUAGCUGAAUUAAAAGAGGAGGAGAGUUUGUUGUUGAAAGAAAGGAGAAAUUUGAAAAAUGAACUGGUAUCUUUGCGUCUAACUGUUGAAAAAGAGAGAGCCACAAAUGAAAGCUUAAAGAGAAUGAAGUUUGAUUUCGAGUCGCAACAGAAAUCUAAUACAGCUAUAACCUCUGAGGUGUAUGGGAACAUUGUCUAUAGUCAUCCAUCUACUUCACCUGUUAGCGCUACAAAUGCUUCUCAGAAAGUACAAGAGAUCGGUAACCAAGAACCUAAAUAUGUUCUCCCAGACCUAAACUUGCUUGUCGACGAAGAUUUAAGUUCCAAUAUGGUGCAUUGUAUUAGCUAAUGAAGGAUUAGAGUUCCAAUGGUAUUUUGCAUACCAACAUCUCCUUAUGGUAUGUUUAGUCGUAUCAGUUUGAAUCCUCUGUAGCCAUCCGGCCAAAUCUCAGCCAUUGAAUUUGGGUGCUUUUAACAUGUGAGUCAGUCUAACAAAAUAGGUUUUUCUAAUGUAAGUGUAGACACUAAACCAUUCACUUUCUCCACCUAGUCAAAACUGAGUGUGGUUUUUAUUCAUCAAGGUGUUGUGGUUGUCUAGAAUUCCCAACACUUCAGCUUUAGUUUUAUUUUUUAUUCGUUUUCCAUUGUGGCAACACUCUUCCCUCUUUAUUAUAGAAAUUCAUUCAUAAAUGUAAUUAGGAGUUCUACAAAUAAUUCAAGAAUUUUGGUUCUUGUAGUGAGGUUGUCUGUAUCUAUUAUGAGGAUAUAAACUUUACUCUUUGGGGGGAGUCUCAAAAUUAAUUCACUAAAAUAGAGGCGAACUUUUGUCUAUUA
Messenger RNA from Cicer arietinum (chickpea), 1508 nucleotides. RefSeq lists its product as uncharacterized. The record is from RefSeq and is a predicted model, not a curated record. Lineage: Eukaryota; Viridiplantae; Streptophyta; Magnoliopsida; Fabales; Fabaceae.